This is a messenger RNA of Diatraea saccharalis (sugarcane borer), 2920 nucleotides long. NCBI's taxonomy places the organism in Eukaryota, Metazoa, Arthropoda, Insecta, Lepidoptera, Crambidae. The record is from the annotation of a GenBank genome assembly.
AUGGUAAUAAUUCCCCCUGGUAUUGUUCUCCACGAUGGGUCUUCGUCAUUACUUAUAAUUUUGUUAUCAGAAGAAGUGCAGAGGAAGCAGAGUGAGUACCAGAAGUGCCUCGAGUCAUACAAGCAGAUGAGGACGAAGUUCGAGGAGAACUACCUUAAAUGUAAGUGUCCAACUAGUAGAGGUGGUCGUAAGUUAGACGAGACUCGAGAUAAAUACGGCAAGGCGUGCAGGCGACUCCACAGGGCACACAACGAAUAUGUCCUCCUGUUAGCUGAAGCUACCGAGUGCGAGAGGGCUCUGAGAACGGCUGCCCUCCCGGCGUUAUUAGAUCAGCAGAGGAGGCAAGGAGAAGCGACUGCUACUUCAUGGAAAGGGAUAUUAUUGGAAGUGGUGCAGCGCGGCGACUUCAGCACAGAGAAGUUCAGGGAGAUACAGAGUAAGAUCGAGACCACUGUACAAAAUAUAAGGCCACAAGACGAGUACAAGGAAUUCUUAGAAAAGUAUAGAUCACCAUCAUCCACUCCCGUUGUCUUUACAUUCGACGAGAGCUUAGUGGAAGACACGAGUGGAAAGUUGCAGCCGAACCAACUGACCGUAGACAACUUAACGGUAGAAUGGUUGAAGGAGAAACUCACCGAGCUAGAGUCGACUCUCCAAGACAACAGAGAGAAGCAAACCGCAUUACAAGGACCUGAGAUUAUAGGCAAUGGUGUCUGUAAGAAUAAUAACACCGGACUCACUAAUGGUGUCAACGGAAUUGACAGGCAUUCACCACCACCAAUUCCUGUGACAACAUCAGAACCGGUCAAGCUACUAGAACUGCGUGUAGCAGAGCGUAAAUGCGCAAAACAAGCCGAAAUGAUCCGAUCGGCUCUCGCAGAGCUUGGCUGUGAAGAAGCCCCUAGUGGCUGCCCGGACUUGUCCGCAGAGACAGUCGGCGUCGAUAGCUUGGAUGGGAGUUCGCCUGAUCAUCAGGACCGUUCAUCGAUCAACUCAAAAGCGUCCAUGGAUACUCUACGGUUGCAUCUCCAUUCUAUAAUACCACCGAAGCCAUUCUUCAGAAUAUUUACACGACCGUUCAGACGCAAAUCUGUACCUUCUAGUCCAGCUCUACCUCCUAAGACUUACAGAAGCAGCAGCGAGGGUCCGGCCGAUACGGUAAAAGUACUGGCUCUCCCCAAGAGACGGAUGAAGUUGUUGAAGCGCCGUUUGCGCAAACGCAUGGACGUUUAUGUGCAUUGUCGUGUAGAAAGCGCGGGCGUUUUUAGAAAAAGACGGAAGAGCCGCGGCUCUGUUGUUAACUGUUCUAACAGUGUGUUGCCACCGCCAAUUGUUGUGCCACGAAGGAAGAAAAGAUUGAAGCAAUUACAACUCGAAUUGGCGAACGAACUUGUAGGUUACCAUGCUUUGACUGUGUUACUGUGUGCUAUGUCUCAAUUAGAGUUCAAACCUGAAGUGAGCGUGAGUGAAACGGAACGAUCUCUAGUGGAGCAAGAGUGGUUCCACGGUGUAUUACCGCGGGAGGAAGUGGUGCGAUUGCUGCGAGCUGACGGUGACUAUCUCGUGCGCGAGACUACAAGGAAUCAUGCGCGACAGCUCGUGCUGUCCGUAUGCUGGGGACAGCAUAAACACUUCAUUGUGCAGACUACGCCUGAGGGUCAUUACCGCUUCGAAGGUGCGGCAUUCCCUUCAGUGGCGGAGCUGAUAGCGUGGCAGCGCACUAGCGGCGUGCCGGUGACGGCCCGCUCCGGUGCUCUGCUGCGCCGCGCCGUGCCGCGCGAGAACUGGGAGCUGAACAACGACGACGUGCAGCUGCUGGACAAGAUCGGCAGGGUGCCCGAUGCCGAAGCCGAAGCCGAAGCUUCGGUCGGACACUACAAAAUAAAUGCUUUAUUAUUAUUAUUAAAUUCACCUUAUGAUUCAAAUCAAGAAUCACAAGAACUAACAGGCAAGGGCAAUUUCGGCGAUGUGUAUAAAGCACGCUUGAAGACUGGUCAGGAGGUAGCAGUGAAGACGUGCCGCGUGGCGCUGCCUGACGAACAAAAGAGAACGUUCCUGCAGGAGGGAAGGAUCCUUAAACAGUACCAGCAUCCGAAUAUAGUACGACUUAUAGGCAUCGCUGUACAGAAGCAACCUAUAAUGAUCGUAAUGGAACUAGUCUCCGGUGGUUCUCUAUUAACAUUCUUGCGGACUCGGGCGUCUUCGCUGAGUUCCAGAUCUCUACUAGCGAUGUGUCGCGACGCCGCGGCUGGAAUGAGAUAUUUAGAGUCCAAGAACUGCAUCCACCGUGAUCUGGCAGCUCGGAACUGUCUCGUAGGCGACGAUAACGUCGUCAAGAUAUCAGACUUCGGCAUGUCCAGGGAGGAAGAGGAGUAUAUAGUCUCUGGGGGAAUGAAGCAAAUACCUAUCAAGUGGACGGCACCUGAGGCACUUAAUUUCGGAAAAUAUACUUCCCUUUGUGAUGUGUGGAGCUACGGUGUGCUAAUGUGGGAGAUAUUUUCCAAAGGCGACACACCAUACGCAGGCAUGAGCAAUUCUCGCGCCAGGGAGAAGAUUGACGCUGGGUACAGGAUGCCAGCACCGGAGGGAUGUCCAGAAGACGUGUACGCUCUGAUGCUACGCUGCUGGGAGUACGAGCCGGAGAAACGGCCGCACUUCCACCAAAUAUACACCAUUAUAGACAACAUUCACAACAGAUAACAGCCACAUUAACGGUUCAAAUAUGUUACAGAUAAAUAGAAGAAGUGAUUAAUAUUUUAUGCAAAUGCAAUAUCAAAGAUCUACCAAAUGAUUUUACCACUUUACAAUUACAACGUGUUUAUCUAAAUUUGAUUAUGUGUAAAAGAAGCUGCCUAUGCCAUAUUUAGGAGGAACAAGGAAACAAAACAAGAAGACAAAUAAAAGUGACAUGAUAUUACUU